Molecule: messenger RNA, 1335 nt
Organism: Aspergillus bombycis
Lineage: Eukaryota; Fungi; Ascomycota; Eurotiomycetes; Eurotiales; Aspergillaceae
Exons: 2
Coding region: 1-1335 (444 amino acids)
Source: RefSeq, a predicted model, not a curated record
AUGGCCCAGAACCUGAAUGUCACUCCGGACGUACAGAUCGAGCCGCUAAGACUGGCUCUCGAUCCUGACGCUCUGUUUGUCCCCACUGAUUGCUCAUAUCCUGUCGGGUGUUCCGAGCGUCGUCCGACGAUGCCCGAGUCCCCCGACGUGGCUCGACACGCUUUGCCUAUACAACCCCACGACCAUCCUAUGGCGAUACCUCGCAUCGUGGAACGCCGCGUGAGGCACCGCCAUCGUUGGGACGCGGCGGACAUGGCCGCCACAAAUGCGCUGUUUUGGACGUCACACGGCUUUGACGGCUCCGAAGACAUGAUGAGGCAGAGUCGAAGUUUCUGUACGCGCAUCCCACAUCACCAUCGCACGGAAAUCUUGUCAAUCGAUUCCAUUAAGACUGUCAUCAUCACCCUACAAGGUAUCCAGGCCCUCGUUGUUUUAGUUCGCGGCAUCUUGGCUUUAGCGAACAUUGGGAAUCAGCCAUACAACGCAACAAUCUCCAUGAGCACGAUUUUUUACCCUCUUGCGGUCAUCGGUCUCCUUCGUCUGUUCGCUGCCCCCUGGCUGACCGAGAGUUACACCUAUAAUGAGCACGAAACCUAUGAGAACAGGGGUAUAUUGGCACAGCAGAUCAUGCACACCCCGUCUUCAGAUGGCCCCUCCUAUACAGCCGUGCACAGCAGCCCGGACGCUAAAAAUGUCACGUCCUCCAAUGCGUCACUCUUACCCACAAGCUCCAUGGCCAUCGGUGACCCGUCGCCCGAUGCUUAUGUGUCUCCCAGUAAAUUUUGUCUUCCCACUCAGGCCGUUGUUGUAAUCGUCCGUUGCUGCUAUGUUGGCCUCCUCUGUGCCAUUCUGGCCAUCUGUGUGUGCUAUAUGAUCCCUUAUCAGGGGGUGAAUCAGCUACUGACGCAGCCACCGUCUGCGUCAGUCCUUUGGCUGCUCCCCAUCAUGUAUAUUGUGUUCAUCCUGGUAUCGAUCAUCCUCUUCAUCAUUUACCUCAUUCGGUGCGGCCGGGAGACAACAACCGUCAUCCCAUGCCUUCGUACGUGGUGGUAUCGGGCAUACACCCUCCUCCUCAUCGCAGCAGCAAUUGCCUUGAUUGUCCUGUCCGGGGUCUACACACGGCGGACAUCCUGCGGGCAGCUGACGCUUUUUCCCGCCGAGUUUGACCAGGAGGUGUGCAAUGGGACACCGAUGCAAGUGGACAAGGGGAUGGGGCCGUUUGGUAUUGUUACUCAAGCGCCAGGUCUCACACCAGAGACCUGGGUCUUACCACUGAAAGGGUGGUGCUCUGGAACCUUGACCGGGGAGAUUUUCCCCGUCGAAUCUGUGUCCUGA